AAAUGGACAAUGCCAACGUCCGGCAGGUGUUCAUUUCAAAAUCGGUUUGGGAAUAAUGUUUUUCCCGAUAUCCCGCAACUCACCCUGGACCAAUUUCCCGCCUCGACCCCCAAAUCUUGAAAGUCCUUUGGAGGGGGCCACUGUCCCCGCGCCACUUUCUCAGAAUAACCACAAAAGGAGUUAACGCGAAUUAUCCGUCCUGCCUUUCUGUGCGUUCACAGAGGUCCCCGGUUGAGGUACCCCCAACACUGGAGUCUAUGGCCAGGACCAUCAAGACCCCCUCAGGUGUUAGGGAAGGGGCUGUAGCCUGACAUGGCUGAAGCUCACCAGGCGGUGGGCUUCCGACCCUCACUGACUUCGGACGCGGGGGAAGUGGAGCUCGGUGCCCCGGUGUUGCAGGAGAUCUACCUCUCCGGACUGCGCUCCUGGAAAAGGCAUCUCUCCCGUUUCUGGAACGACUUUCUCACAGGCGUGUUCCCUGCUAGCCCCCUCAGCUGGCUCUUCCUCUUCAGUGCAAUUCAACUUGCCUGCUUCCUCCAGCUGGAUCCUUCCUUAGGACUGAUGGAAAAGAUCAAAGAGUCUCUGCCAGACUGGGGUGGACAGCAUCACAGGCUGCGGGGGGUCCUGGCGGCCGCGCUGUUUGCGUCCUGUCUGUGGGGAGCUCUGAUCUUCACCCUUCAUGUAGCCCUGAGGCUACUUCUGUCCUACCACGGCUGGCUCCUUGAACCCCACGGAGGCAUGUCCUCGCCCACCAAGACCUGGCUGGCCCUGGUGCGCAUCUUCUCCGGCCGCCAUCCGAUGCUCUUCAGUUACCAGCGCUCUCUGCCGCGCCAGCCUGUGCCCUCCGUGCAGGACACCGUGCGCAAGUAUCUGGAGUCUGUCCGACCCGUCCUCUCCGACGAGGACUUCGACUGGACCGCGGGCCUAGCGCAGGAAUUCCUGAAGCUACAGGCGUCACUUCUGCAGUGGUACUUGCAGCUCAAGUCCUGGUGGGCGUCCAAUUACGUCAGUGACUGGUGGGAAGAAUUCGUGUACCUGCGCUCCCGGAACUCACUGAUGGUGAACAGCAACUAUUACAUGAUGGACUUUCUAUACGUCACGCCCACUCCCGUGCAGGCGGCGCGCGCGGGCAACGCCGUCCACGCCCUCCUUCUGUACCGCCACCGCCUGGACCGCCAGGAGAUCCUGCCGACUUUGCUGAUGGGAAUGCGACCCUUGUGCUCCGCUCAGUACGAGAAGAUAUUCAACACCACGCGAAUUCCCGGGGUCCACAGAGAUCACAUCCGCCACCUUCGUGACAGCCGACACGUGGCCGUCUUCCACCGGGGCCGGUUCUUCCGCGUGGGGACCCACUCGCAAAGCCGCCUGCUUUCCCCGCGGGCCCUGGAGCAGCAGUUUCAACGAAUCCUGGACGACCCCUCUCCCGCCUGCCCCCACGAGGAGCAUCUGGCGGCCUUGACCGCUGCUCCGAGGGACACGUGGGCCCAGGUGCGGAGGUCUCUGAAGACGCAGGCCCAAGAGGCCCUGGAAGCCGUCGAAGGGGCCGCUUUCUUCGUAUCACUCGACUCCGAGCCCGCGGGACUCACCAGGGAGGACCCCGCAGCUUCCUUAGAUGCCUACGCACACGCCCUGCUGGCCGGCCGGGGCCACGACCGCUGGUUUGACAAAUCCUUCUCCCUCGUCGUCUUCUCCAAUGGAAAGCUGGGCCUCAGCGUGGAGCACUCGUGGGCUGACUGCCCCAUCUCAGGACAUAUGUGGGAGUUCACUCUGGCCACAGAAUGCUUCCAGCUGGGCUACUCGGCAGAUGGUCACUGCAAGGGGCACCCUGACCCCUCGCUGCCCCAGCCCCAGAGGCUGCACUGGGACCUUCCAGACAAGAUCCAUCUAUCCAUCUCUCUAGCCCUGAGGGCAGCCAAGACCUUGUCUGGAAACAUAGACUGCCACGUCUUCCCUUUCUCCCACUUCGGCAAGAGUUUCAUCAAACGCUGCCAUCUCUCUUCAGAUAGCUUCAUCCAGACCGCCUUGCAGCUGGCCCACUUCCGGGACAGGGGUCAGUUCUGCCUGACUUAUGAAUCCACCAUGACUCGCUUGUUCCUGGAAGGUCGCACAGAGACAGUGCGUUCUUGCACAAGGGAGGCCUGCAACUUUGUGAGAGCCAUGGAGGACAAAGAGAAGACAGACGCACAGUGCCUCGCCCUGUUCCGCCUGGCGGUGGAUAAGCACCAAGCUCUGCUGAAGGCAGCGAUGAGCGGACAGGGGGUCGACCGCCACCUCUUUGCUCUCUACAUCGUGUCCCAGUUCCUCCAUCUGCAGUCUCCAUUCCUGGACCAGGUUCACUCAGAGCAGUGGCAGCUGGCCACCAGCCAGAUUCCUGUUCAGCAAAUUCACCUGUUCGACGUUCACAAUUACCCCGACUACGUCUCCUCUGGUGGUGGAUUCGGGCCUGCCGAUGACCACGGUUACGGCGUGUCCUACAUGUUCAUGGGCGAUGACGUGAUCACCUUCCACAUCUCGAGCAAAAAAUCAAGCACCAGAACGGACUCCCACCGGCUGGGCCAGCGCAUCCAGGACGCCUUGUUGGACGUGGCCACCCUCUUCCCGGAGGGGCAGCAUCUUAAGCGCAGGGGGUUAGGGAAGGAGGACUCGGGUUAGGGGAGGAGGACUUGGAGCACAGCUGUGGUUCUCUCCCCUGCCUUACCAGGGGCUCCAGGGCCCCCACGACAGCCACUAGCUUUUGACACCUUCCAGGGGGGAGCUGGUCUCCCCAGGAACUAGGGGAAGGUCUCUGCUGCUGGGCUGGUGCAGGACAGAGGCAGCCUGUCUGGGUUUGGAAAUCCCACAUCCUGACUAAUAAAGAUGUGUGAGCUGGG
Odocoileus virginianus texanus is the source of this 2870-nucleotide messenger RNA. The record is from RefSeq and is a predicted model, not a curated record. NCBI's taxonomy places the organism in Eukaryota, Metazoa, Chordata, Mammalia, Artiodactyla, Cervidae.